UCUCUCUCUCUCCCAUCCUCCAUCGUUUCCUUCUCUCUCCUCUCGCACACACCCUCGUUUUCUCCCCUCCGCAGGCGGCGAUCGAAGCCUCGCUCUUCUUCCUCUCACGCUCCCUCGGUUAGGGUUCUCAAAUUCGUUAUCGACCGAUCUUAACUCCAUUCCAUCCAAUCUCCCUGGUGUUCCUCUCGGAUCGGAUGCUGAAUCUGGUGAAGAAGCCUCCGAUCCGUCGAUCCCUCUGUGGCCGUCCCCGUCGAGAUUUGCCUCGUAUUUUGAUCGGAUCUCCGUUGAAUUUGAUGCUCCCAUGAUUGACAUUCGAGAUCCGGGCUUUUGGUAGAUCUAGCUCGUCUUUUAGAUCGCUGGUGGUGGUCGCCGUGCUGUGAAGCUCGCGAAGUUGGCGCCCCAACGCCGUUUCCAGCGCCACAUGGGUGGCCAGGUGCAGCAGAGCCACGCCGGCUCCUCGGCGGGCCUGUACGACCACGCCGCCGGCGGAGAUGCCGGGGAUGCGGUCAUGGCGCGGUGGCUCCAGUCCGCCGGGCUCCAGCACCUGGCCUCGCCGAUGGCAUCCUCUGAUCAACGCUUCCUUCCCGGUCUAAUGCAGGGGUACGCACCACAAACAGCUGAGGAGAAGCAUAAACUCUUGAGGCUUUUAAGGAAUAUGAAUUUUAGUGGGGAAUCAGUCUCUGAGUCCUAUACUCCAACUGCACUAAGUAUGGGUCAACAAGAUGGCUCUUAUUCACCUGAGAUUAGAGGGGAAUUUGGGGCUGGCCUUUUGGAUCUACAUGCUAUGGAUGACAGUGAGCUUCUUUCUGAGCAUGUUUUCUCAGAACAAUUUGAGCCAUCACCAUUCUUGCUUACCAAAGGAGUUGAGAACAAUGAAAGUGACACAACAUCUGCCUGGCAACAAGAGCCACCUGAUAUCAAUACCAGAGAAGGAGACAGUAAAAGAGAGAUCAGCACAAAAGAGAGUAAUGUUGCCAAGAUUAAAGUUGUGGUACGCAAAAGACCUUUGAACAAAAAGGAGAUAUCUAGAAAGGAGGAUGAUAUUGUAACUGUUCAUGAUAAUGCCUAUUUAACAGUCCAUGAGCCAAAGCUAAAGGUGGACUUGACUGCAUAUGUGGAAAAGCAUGAGUUUUGUUUUGAUGCUGUCCUGGAUGAGCAUGUUACAAAUGAUGAGGUAUAUCGUGUGACAGUAGAGCCAAUAAUACCAACCAUCUUUCAGCGGACUAAAGCAACAUGCUUUGCAUAUGGUCAAACAGGUAGUGGCAAGACCUAUACAAUGCAACCUUUACCUCUCAGAGCUGUUGAAGACAUGGUUCGCAUGUUGCACCAACCGUUUUACCACAAUCAAAGAUACAAGUUGUGGCUUAGCUAUUUUGAAAUCUAUGGUGGGAAGCUGUUUGAUCUUCUGUGUGAUAGGAGGAAACUUUUAAUGAGAGAAGAUGGAAGACAGCAAGUUUGCAUUGUGGGAUUGCAGGAGUUUGAGGUCUCCGAUGUUCAGGUUGUUAAGGAGUUUAUUGAAAAAGGUAAUGCUGCACGGAGUACUGGUUCUACAGGAGCGAAUGAAGAAUCAUCACGAUCACAUGCUAUUUUGCAAUUGGCCAUUAAGCAGCACAAAGAAGUAAGUGACACCAAAAGGCAGAAAGAAGGUAGUGGAAAAGGUGGUAAGAUCGUUGGGAAGAUCUCUUUCAUUGAUCUUGCUGGAAGCGAGCGUGGUGCUGAUACGACGGAUAAUGAUCGUCAAACACGAAUUGAGGGUGCAGAAAUAAACAAGAGCCUUUUGGCUUUAAAGGAAUGUAUCCGUGCCCUUGACAAUGAUCAAAUUCAUAUCCCGUUCAGAGGGAGUAAGCUGACUGAGGUGCUCCGCGACUCUUUUGUUGGCAACUCAAGGACAGUUAUGAUUUCAUGCAUUUCCCCAAAUGCAGGCUCUUGUGAACACACACUUAAUACCUUGAGAUAUGCUGACAGGGUUAAAAGUCUUUCCAAGAGUGGGAACUCCAAGAAAGAUCAGGUGGCUGCAUCGUUAGUUUCUUCAGGCAAGGAAUCAGCAUCAUUGUUGCCUUUCUCUGUUGAACCUGAGGAUCUUGUGCAAAUUCAAGAUUCUAAAGCAGUGGAAUUGCCUAGGAAAAAUAGUGAAAGGAUUUCAUAUAAUUCUACAUUGGAUCUUGAUAGAAACUCAUAUGGAACUCGAAAUGGAAAAGAAAUCCCACCAGCAUCAGUUUCAAUAGAGAUGGAAAAAGUUGACUUAAAGACCAGUCAUGAGAGUGUCAGAUACAAACUGUAUUCAGUUCAGAACUCAUUUGAUUUUCAAGAAGAAGAGAAGGUGACAAAGGUCUCCCCACCUCGCAGAAAAGCUUUUAGGGAAGAAAAAUCUGAAAAACGGAGCAACUGGUCAAAAAGAGAUGGUGGACCCCAAUUAACUGCCACUGGUCAUAAUCCUCAACAAAUGUAUGAUACAGCUUCCGACAAUGCAUCAAGAAAAUAUGAUCAAGAAUCUUCAUGUAAUGAUGAAGAAAUUGAAGCAAUACUUGAGGAAGAAGAGGCUCUAAUAGCAGCUCACAGAAGAGAAAUUGAGAAUACAAUUGAGAUAGUGCGUGAAGAGAUGGAUUUGCUGGCAGAGGUUGACAAACCAGGCAGUUUCAUCGACGAUUAUGUGGCAAAGCUAGGGUUUGUGCUGUCACGCAAAGCUGCGGGUCUGGUUAGUCUACAGGCACGUCUAGCAAGGUUCCAACAGCGUCUGAAAGAACAGGAGAUUCUCAGCAGGAAGAAGGGGCUGGGGCUGCGGUAAUAUCAUGCCUGAGGUAGUCUCCCUUGACCGUGCCACUUUGUGACCUUUCUGUUUUUCAUCUUGUCCUCUUCCUACAUAAGCGCAAGCAUGAAUACCAUGACAAGGAUUGUGAUUCAUCAUGGCCAACAAUGCCAACUUUCAGAAGGUCUUUUUUCAUGAUGUGUGUCUGCUUCCCAUCUACUACUGAUGCAGAUGCCUUUGAAGGAGUUCCACUUGGGUUUCCUAGUUGGCUGCUCACGUUUCUGGUUUACUAUCCUCCAAUUGAGGGAGAAUAUCGUGUGCUUGGGGAUGCAUGGAAUGUGUGAAGAGCAGCCAUCCACUGUCGUCUAGAUAUUGGGGGCUUUGCUUUGGUGGGGUUAUUUUGGCUGGAAGUCGAUUAUUUGGAUGGUAGUGUUUUAAAAUGGAACUGACAUGCAGUCCCAUGAAUUGAUUGCUGUAUUUAUUUCUUUGGCCCUCUCAAAUAACAGGAUUUGUGCGCAAA
Messenger RNA from Musa acuminata AAA Group (dessert banana), 3266 nucleotides. Its product is annotated as kinesin-like protein KIN-13A. Lineage: Eukaryota; Viridiplantae; Streptophyta; Magnoliopsida; Zingiberales; Musaceae. Gene Ontology annotation, molecular function: microtubule binding; microtubule motor activity; ATP binding. Gene Ontology annotation, cellular component: microtubule. The record is from RefSeq and is a predicted model, not a curated record. The transcript has 12 exons. Gene Ontology annotation, biological process: microtubule-based movement; microtubule depolymerization. Bases 422 to 2785 code for a protein of 787 amino acids.